This is a messenger RNA of Peronospora farinosa, 630 nucleotides long. Lineage: Eukaryota; Oomycota; Peronosporomycetes; Peronosporales; Peronosporaceae. The record is from the annotation of a GenBank genome assembly.
AUGAUUAUGAUGCCCACUCCCAGUGCACAUGAACUCAACAUAGUAGUUGCUCCACCGACACCACCGACACCGAUCACUCGUGGUCUAUGGUCGGAACAGGAACACGAACAGUUUCUACAUGCUAUGAAAAUGUUUCCAACGGGUCCAUGGCGCUCUAUUGCUGCUUUUAUUGGUACCCGAUCAAUUAAGCAAGUGCAAACGCAUGCACAAAAGUAUCAGCAAAAGAUUAACCGCCGACGUCGUGGUUUACGAAAACAAAAGAAGAAAUUUGUACGCCCCGAUCACCGAGUGGACGCCCACGCGACGGGUUGCAUUCAGCGUGUCAAGAAUUUUGCCGUGCAGGGAUCACCACGCUCUCCAUCCUCUUUUCCGGUUGACACUAUGUCUCCGCUUAGUUGUGGCUUUGGCCAGCUUGUAACUGACGGUGGCAGCCCCGUUGGAAGCGAUACCGGUAGCUGUUGUAGCAGUACGAGUUUGGAUAUGGAAAUCGACAUGGACAUGGACAUGGAAACUCUACUUUGUGACGUGGAACCACUGCCAUUCACAUCUGAAGUGUCGUACGAGGAGGUUUUGGCCGAUGAAAACUAUCGACAAGACGUGCAGGAGUCUAUUGACCUGCUCCUUGCCUAA